Eurytemora carolleeae is the source of this 4900-nucleotide messenger RNA. RefSeq lists its product as uncharacterized. Gene Ontology annotation, molecular function: sequence-specific DNA binding; DNA-binding transcription factor activity. Gene Ontology annotation, cellular component: endoplasmic reticulum membrane; nucleus. Gene Ontology annotation, biological process: positive regulation of DNA-templated transcription; protein autoprocessing. The record is from RefSeq and is a predicted model, not a curated record. NCBI's taxonomy places the organism in Eukaryota, Metazoa, Arthropoda, Copepoda, Calanoida, Temoridae.
GUCUUUAUUCAAGAGCAGAACAGUACAAACAAUUCUUAUUCUGCUGGUUGCAGUUAUGACAAUAUCCUUAGUUGCAAUGGCGUCCGUGUAUAUAGCAUGGUAUGUGCAGCAUGGUCGUGAUACUCCCUCUAUUGACAACAAAUUCAACAACACUGAUAUCAUUAACAGACGUGUAACCAGCCCUGUACCUGGUCCUGGUCUGAUGACCACUAGAUCACCAGAUCUGGUGACUACCAGGUUCCCACUCAUCACCACGAAGUUACCCUCCAGAAGACUAAGCACUAAAUCUGGGUUCUCUGGGACUAGAAUUCCACUGCGGAGAUACCGGCUAGAUGUUCUCCUAGAUCCCCCACCUAUUGGAGUUCCUCAAGGAUGUUCAGAGUUCAAUGCGUGUGAAUCUUUUUGUGAUGAUAGUUGGUAUACAGAGAAUAGAUCUGCUGGCAGUUCUGCUAACCUUACUAGAGAUAUGUAUAAGACUGUCAUUCCAGAGGAACCCGAUAAACCAGUUGUAAGCAUACCUGCUGAAAAAAUUGUGAAUGAUUCCGGUCUUAAUUUGGAACAAGAUUUAAAAAGAAGGCACAGAGAAAACCUGCCUGAUAGUAGAGCAGUCGGCCUCAGUGCAAUCAUUAAUCAUUUAAGUAACUUCAGUAGUGAAAUAGUUCAAGCUCUAAAACCCAUAAGUCGCCAGGGGUUAGACGAUCUUGAAAAUAUUGGAAGUGAAAUUAGUGAGGCUCUAAAAAAAGACCUGGGCCAAGAUGGCCAGGGAUCGUAUAAUGAUUUUAGCCUUAAUGUUCAAGACAUAUUGAGACAGAAUAUCUCUUAUGAUCCACGCAAAGCAGUUGAUAUUAAUACAGACUCUAGAAACCAAGGUUUUGAAGAUACAACUAUUGAUGAAAAUGAUAAAACUGAUGCUCCACUACCAAGUGACGACGGAGAACAAGAUCAGAAAAUCAUAGCAAGUGAUGAUGCUGUGGAUAAUGACAAACAGCAGUCUGAACCACAACAGGCAAUCAAUAAACAAACAACAAUCAUAGAAGAAGAAGAGUGGAUCGAGCAGAAAAAUACGAAAAAUUUUCAUGAAAAUUCUGCAAUACUGACACUGGAGCAAGACGACAUUUUUCCACUGGAUGGUACUGAUUCAAACACCAUUUAUAGGCCCGAGGGUAGUCGAGCUAAUGACGUUAGAUCCAUUGAGGAGGCCAAACUGCAAGAGGGAGAAUUUUCCUCUAAAAAAGAGGAUAUUAUCACAAAGGAGAAAGAUCCAGAAGCAAGUGCAGUUCCUUCUUAUGAAUCAGUUGAGAACAAAAAAGAAAAAGACCAUGAUGAAAUUCCACCAACCUCUGAUCGCCUGAAAAACUAUCAAGAAGUUUACCCAUACAAGGAAGAAAAGCUGUAUUCAGACGGAUCUCUUAAUCAAGAUGAAAUACCAGACAGUUAUGAUGCAGACAAAAGAGAUCUGGGUGCGACAGAAAUUCUUGAAGAUUUAAGUGAAGCCAUAAUUCCUCCAGAAAAGGUUGAUGAAUUGGUAAAAACUGUUGAUUAUGAAAUUUUAAAAACAAAAUCUGAAGAAAAAAUUGAGAACCAAGAAGAAAUGCUUUCCCCUCAAGUUGACAAUACAUAUGAUGAGCUCUACAAGGACAAGUUUGCUAAUGAAAAUCAGGAUGAAAUCAGCAAGAGUGCAGAGGAAAGUUCAAACAAACUUAAAGACCAAAACUCGUUUUACAAGAUUCCUUAUAGUCAAGAAGAUGGAAAUGAAAAUCAGGAUCUGACACAAGAUCAGGAAGAUACCAAAGCUAAUGAUGAUAUAAAUGUCACCAAGUCAAGUAAUUUAACAUCCAAUGACGAACAGGAAGAUUCCUUUGACAAAAGCUCUAAGAAUGAUGAAGUUAAGGGAUCUAUUGAAACUCCAGUAGAGGCAUAUAUAGACUCAGAGAAGAAAUUUAACAAUGUUUUUCCGAACCCAAUUUCAGAAAUUAGUUACACUGAGAAAUAUAACAUUGACGACACUUAUCAAACCCACAAGGACACCGGUAUAAAUCCGGAUGAUGUCAAGGUUUCAGAACAACUUUCAGAAAUCACUUAUAAUGAAAGAAAGACGGAUUUUAAAAAUAUUGUCGAGAACAAUUCAGAACAGAUUGAGAUAAUUUUACUUCCAGAAAAUGAUGCUCAUGAAGUUGUUUAUAAAGACGUUAAUGAGCCAACAAAUUGGGGCAAUCAGGAUGUUAUCAUCACUGAAAAUGAUACAAAAAAAGAUUCUAACAACAUCUUUGGAGAAAAAGAUGAAAAACCUGGAAGUGAUGUGGACAGCCUAAACAUUUCUGAAAACGCUUUUAACUCUUCAAUUUAUGAAAAUAAAACUAUUGAAAUCACAGAUGAUGAAAUUGACACUCAUGCAAGAACAGCAGAAGAAGUGUUGAACUUUGAUGAUCAGCUGGAUGCCAUUCAAAGUCAGAUUUUAAAAGAAGAAUACAAAGAACAAGAUGAAAACUCUGCCCAAGAUCAGACUAUAUUCUCAGAUGAGGAGACUAAAAUUAUUGAUAAAUUUCAGAGCUAUCCAGAAGAAAGCAAUAGUCCUCUUGGCCCAAGUGAGCCUUUGAUUGAACUUGAUAAUACAAAUAUGGAGAAGUACCUGAAUCUUGUUAAUAAGGAAACUGAGAAUCAAAAUGAUACUGCUAAUGUUAUGAAAGAUAAGAUUUUAGAAGAUUCUCUGUUGAGUAAUCAAACCUUUAACACGGCACAUGGGGAACAUCUUGCCCAAGUAGACAAUGUUCAGAUCCUGAAUGAAAUUCAGGUAUCAGAUUUGCCUAAAACAGUAUCAUCAAACUCAGAUUCUACUCCCUUCAAAGAGUUGAUUAACAAGUCAGAAGUCGAUGAAAUCUCAAAUACAGAUAACCUGAAAGAAAUCAUUGAUGAUAACAUUGAACUGAAUUCAAUUCCUAAAGAGAAGGUAAAAGAUAUUGAAAUAGCAUUAAAACAUGAUGGAAUUGGGGAUAUUAUGGAAGACCAAGGAAAAAUAUUAAACAAUGAUCAAACCAACAUUGACGAUGGUGCAUCAAGAGUUGAUAAAACUGAAGAUGAAAUCUAUGAUGAGAUUUGGAAUGAUUUUGAAAAUGAAUCAAAUGAAAUUCCCAAACAUAUUGAGGAUGAAAACCUUACAAAGGGCAAGGUUGAGAUGUUACAAGACCAGGCAAAAGAUAACGAUACCAACCUAGAUAUUGAAGGUAAUGACACCAGGAUUGAAUCCAGUGAUUUAUUUGAUGAUGAAGGUGAUGAGAGUGAAAGUGUUGAUGAACUGUAUGAUGAACUCUGGACUGAAGAUAAAGAAGAGAAGAUAAACAAGAAUCAUAAAGAUGACGAAUUUGAUUUAGCUUGCGAAAAUCAAAAAGACGGACCUGUCUGUAAAGAUGAUCAAUCAAAACUGGAGAAAAUAGAUUUAGGGGAAAAUAUAAUCUUUAAAGGUAAUGGAAAACAUGUUGAGCAUUCAGAGGAAGAUCCUAUUGAAGGAGCUCAUGAUGAAGACCAUGAGGACGGUUAUGACCAACUUUCGAUUGACUACAAGGAUGAACUUCAGGAAGAUGAAGCGGAAAAAUCGGAAUCUCCUGAAAAUUCAAAAGAGAUGCUUAGCUUCAAAGAUGAUCAGAAGUUAAGAAAAGUUAGCGACCUGGAGAAAACAGGAGACCAGAUUUCAGAAAAAGGUCGUCUUCUUGCAGCUUUGAACGGUAUUGGUUUAUCAAACGAAGAACAAGCAGAAAAGUUCCCGGGGAAGUUUGGAACUACAGACAAUGUUCAAGUGAAUCUUCCCAAAGAAGAAGACCUGAAUGAAACUGCUAAAGAGAUCUCUAAUGAUGAUGAAGGAUACUGGGAUGAAGUAUCAACUGAUGAUUACAACUUUAAUGAUACACUUGUCAAGGAAGAUGGUCAAGGGGAAACCAACUCUAGUAAUGUUAAUGUUGAUAUUGAGAAUGAUGAUGAUGAUACUACUGGGAAGAUUGUUAAACGAAGUGCUGGUGGAGUAAACCUCAACUAUGAAUCUGGAGUUUGGACUGAUUUUAACAGUUUGCUCACAUGGUACAGAAGAAAUAAUCUUGAACAGGUUUCGAAAAAGGUUCCAAAUCAUCUUCAGAACAGUGUAGACCAUCAAACUCAUUCAAACCUGGAAUUUGUCGAAGGAAAAAAAUCCUCGUUAAAAGAAGGUUUUUCAAGAGAAAAUGAGGUUUCUGCAAAAAGUGCUUCGUUGGGUCGAAAAAAGCGAGGAGUUAUGAAUGGUCAUGGUUGUGUUCCCUGGAAUGGAGAAUGGGUUAGGAUUAAGGUUGAUACGUCUGUUGGAAGGUUUAAUCUGAGCUCGGAGAACUGUAAGCUCUGUGACGGAACUAAUCUAACAUGUCUUAUCCCUAUAUCCAGGCACCUAGCUGAUGAAAGUGUUGAGGUCCGAAUUGCGUACUCCGGAAGUACACUUGUACAGUGUACUACUAGUCCUGAACAUCUCUGUACAGAUGAAGAUAUUGAUGAAGAUUUAGAUGAUAAUGAAGAUGAAGAUAUUGAAAGGAUUUGUGUAAACUAUAAUCUAAGACGAUUAAGAAAACUAAAUUUGUCCUUUAUUGGUUCAAACCAGCAGAACUUGGACAAUCCGUCUCUCCUCUGCUCAGCAGAAUCUAAUAAAUUAGCAGAAACAAGCAGACAAACAGAUCACAAAGCAGCAGAAAACUUUCAUCAUUUUAAUAUUCAUUUACUGAUCUAUAGGCACUGCAGUAGGAAUACAAACCUAUAAAUACAACCAAUUGUAAAAUACAACAUGUGAAGUAGGUCAUGUACAAUGUUAAUAUUAAUAAGCUGCCGGCAGCUCUUGAGCCUAUUUCUUUGCACUACUGUCCAAUUUACAGAACAGUGUUAUGAAAAAAAA